This is a messenger RNA of Lymnaea stagnalis (great pond snail), 11252 nucleotides long. NCBI's taxonomy places the organism in Eukaryota, Metazoa, Mollusca, Gastropoda, Lymnaeidae. The record is from the annotation of a GenBank genome assembly.
AUGGCGUCAAACCAAACAACAACAAAUGCAAGCGGUGCGCCUCCAGAAGUUAUACCAAAACCUUUCUUAAAUCUUUACGUAUUUACCGAAAAACUUGGCAGUGGAACAUACGCUACUGUUUAUAAAGCUUACAGGAAGGUAUUUUAAAUAAAUAAUUUGUAGACAUCCAUUAAAUCGUUUUAAAUGUCGACCAUUUUAAACCAGUUCAGCCAGCAGCUUAAACUUAAAAAUACUUAAAUGUAACAAGGGCUUUCUUAAUUUAUUCAAUUUGAAAAUUUUAUCCAAGGAAAAAUCAAUGAUUGUAAAUAGUAAGUAUAUUCUAAAAACUUCAGACUUAUAAUUAUAAGUAAUCCAAUAGUAUGUAUGACAGUAAUUGUAAUGUUGUAAACGUCUAAAACGUUUUUGAUCUGACUGAAGAAAAACUUCAAAAAGUUUCGUAAUAAUAGUAACUUUAGACUUUUGUUUAUUUAAGUCUAAAUGAUGUCAAAAUAUUAUAUGGUUUCAUUUUUCAUGUAGGACUUUUGGUUAAAACGUUAUGAUGGUAAAUGCAGACAAUUUGUGCCAUGACGUAUCUGAUGGCCGCCAUCAUGGUUGCUGCGACCUGUGAACUUGUACGUGUUCACGGGUCGCGACAACCAGGAUAGUCACCGUGAAAUAAUAAAUGACUCAAAUUUGCUAAAAUUAGGAAUAAAACUUUUAAAAUUUAUGAAAAAAUGUCCUACUAAAUGUAUCCCUAAACCUAACCCGAUCUCCCUAAAUUGAUCCCUAAACUGAUCGCUAAACCUAACCCAAACCCUAAAACUAGCCCUAAAGCUGGAAGUGAAAAAUAUGUGGCAUUUACUACUAUUUAUACACUGUGGGACGAAAACUAUGAAACUGAACAAAAAAAAUUAAAAAAUGGCCAUAAAAAUGAUAAAAUACAGAAAUAAUGAAAACCCAACUUACCGAAAAUAAUAUUCAGAAAUGAAUAAAAUACAAGGCCUGACAAAAUCAUCAAAUAUGGCGAGGAAAAAAAAAUAUAAUGAUUAAUGACCCAACCAAUGAAAUUUUAAAAUUAUAAUUAAUCAAUCAAUACAAAUUUAAUUAAAAAACAUGCCAUUGUAAUAUUAAGGAAAAUCUAACUCCAUUUACAACAAUAAUGGGAGUGAAUCCAAAACACAAACUUUACAAAAAUCAUGAAAUGACAUCAUGGCACCAGUUCUCUGCAUUGACCGCUAUAUUUUUCAAAGGCAAAUUAUUUGGAUUAUUUGUUUAUAGAUUAUAUCAUUAACAUAUCCUGUAAAUAUGUCAUUGACAUUUUUAUAUUGAGAAAUAUGCAAGAAUUAUGAGUAAAAGUGAUGAACACAGAGUGUGGAGGCAAACUCAGUGAUACAAAAAGGUGUACUUAAGGUCCCCACAACAUUCAUAACUUUGCUAACCACUUUUUUAAACUUAAGAAAUCAUUAAUUGUUAUACAUUUAACCUACUGUCUACAAAAUAAAGAAUACAUUUAAGAAUAAAAUUUUAGGUGCGAGAGUGUUAUUUGAAAACCAUUUCCAGUUUUUCGUUUAUGAUACAUAGUGAUAGUCUUUUUUUAUUCUCUCUAAUCCAAAGCAUGAAUCACUGUAAUUUAUUAAACCACAAAAUAAUGUUGGAAUUUAAUUGUAAAAAUGUAUCACCUAAUAAAAUUUGAAUGGUGUUGCCAUGGUGUUGCCUCUACCAUUUUCGAGCAGUAAAACAUUUAAUACUCCCAAGAGAUUAUUAGACACCAACUGUUACUAUGGAGGCCAAAGAAAACCAACUGAUAAGCUGUUUAAAUCACUGCCAAUAUAACCAAUAUUACAUCACAAGUCUGAGCACAAACAAAAAUAUUGAGAAGUAUGUUGUUGAAAGUAGAGGACAAUGAAUAAUGUGUCUGAAGCUUUCAGGUGAUAUAAUUUGAGUUAGGUCUGUAUUUUUACUGUUCUUAGUGAGUUAAAGUUACACCCGUAUAAAGUCUUAUAAAAGUUAUGACUUUAGAGAUUUGCUAAAACUCACAAAAUGAGGUUUAUAUAAUGAAGCAAAAAGCAAAGUAACGGAAGUCAACAUAGACUUUGUCUAGUAUUAUAAAUAUAGGAUGUAAGCUUGUAAGUUUAAUAAUCUACAGUUGUUGUUGUUUUAAUACUGUACAGUUGUUGUUUUUGACAGUUUGUUAUUUGCUGAUUGCUGAUAGACAUUAAUCUCUUCCAGAGUGGUGAGAGGGAAGUGGUGGCCAUCAAAUGUGUACUCAAAAGCAGCUUAAACCGAGCAUCAACAGAAAAUUUAUUGACUGAAAUAGAACUUCUAAAGACACUCAAACAUGAGCAUAUUGUUACGCUCAAAGAUUUUCUGGUACUAAGCUAUUAUGUCAUUUAUUAAUCUAAUGAAUAAUGCAAUCCAGCUAAAGUGUAUAGUUUAUUUCUUUAUCUCAGUUACAAAAUUCACAUGAAGUUCAUACAUGCCAUAGUUGUGAACAACAAGUGUCAAUAUUUAAAUGACUUUUAUGAGUGUUUCCCAACAUGCCCCACAGGGGGGCAGUUUGAUUGUUUGGGGGGGGGGGUGGCAAUUGGAAAAUGAGCUGUCUAGAAUUUGAAAACCAACCGUCUACUUUGAUUUAACUUGUAUUUUGAAAAAAAAGCAACAUUAAAGUCUCUAUUUGCCAUAGUUGUGAACAACAAGUGUCAAUAUUUAAAUGACUUUUAUGAGUGUUUCCCAACAUGCCCCACAAGGGGGCAGUUUGAUUGUUUGGGGGGGGGGUGGUGGCAAUUGGAAAAUGAGCUGUCUAGAAUUUGAAAACCAACCGUCUACUUUGAUUUAACUUGUAUUUUGAAAAAAGAGCAACAUUAAAGUCUCUAUUUACUGCAACUGUCAAUCGUACUCUUGAGCCUAGUUAUGAAAUUUCCAUACUAAUUGCUAAAUCUGGGGAAAAAAAUCAUACUAUAGGAGAGAAUCAAAUCAAACCAUCAAUAUCAGCAUUUCUUAAAACGGUUCUCAACAAAAAUGACAAAGACAUGAAAUAUGCCACUCAGUAAGAAUUCUGUUAGCAGAAGAACAGACGAAAUGAGUGAAGAUAUUGAAGUACAACUUGUUUAAAAGCUGAAAACAAGAAAAUUCUCAGUGCAAAUGGAUGAAUCAACUAUGAGACAGUGAGGCUAUAUUGAUUACUUAUGUAAGACAUAUUGAUAAUGGGUAUUUGGCUGAAGAAAUGUUCUAUAAAUCAUAAGAAAGUGCCACUUCUGCCAAAUAUAUAUAUAAUAAGCUAAAAAAAUUAUUUAGAUGUCAAUAAUAUACCAAUGAAAAGUAUAAUAUCUUGUGCUUCAGAUGGUGCUCCUAAUAUGAUGGGCAAGAAAAAUGGUUGCUUGAAAUUGACAAAAAAAUGAGAAUCCAGAAAUGCUACUUGUGCAUUGUGAUAAUCAUAGGGAAAACUUUGUACCUAAAAACAUUUCGUCUGUUCUAAAAUGAAGCACUAAGUUAUAAAGUGCAUUAAUGCUAUUAAAGCAAAUGCAAAAUUUGAACGUCUCUUCAACUUCAAGGUAGUUUAUGAAGAACAAAAUACAGAUUAUGUGACACUUUCGCCUCACACUGAAGUAAGAUGGCUUUCGAAAGGGAAUUGCUUGAAAAGAUUUAUGGAACUAUUUGAUGACCUUGCGAUUUUUUAAGUGACAAACCUAAUAUGAAGUAUCUGUUAAUGGUCGAUUGUAAAGCAUAUGUGAGUUAUUUAGCCGAUAUCUUUGAAAAUCAAAAUUUAUUAAAGAACUAAUAAAACUCUUGUUGAUGCAAAAGUGAAGAUAUUUGGUUUCAAUACCUUUAUUGAAUUAUGUCAGAAAAAUAUUUGCAACAAAAGUUUUGAAAUGGUGCAUUGGCUCAAAAAAUGUGAAGUGACUGAUACCGCUAUACUUGUUAUUGUCUGAUACCGCUAUACUUGUUAUUGUCUGAUACCGCUAUACUUGUUAUUGAAAAUUCUAUCGGCUGAUUUAAAAGAAAGAUUUUCUUAUUUGAGAAAAAAUUGAUUGUCCAACUUGGAUGAUGCAGCCACUGUUAGUGGAUUUGUCUAAUAUUUCAAAUAUGCAGUAUCAAGAAGAACUCGCAGAAAUGGAAAAUGGCGAUUCAGUUAAAACUUUAAUUAAUAUAAAAGGAGCGAUGACAUGGCUUUGUGAGAAAAUAGAAAUCAGUUAUCCAAAUUCAACCAAAUAUGCAAGAAAACUAUUGUUACCCUUUCAAUAUUCAUAUUUAGCUGAAAGGGGAUUUAGUGUCAUAAGUGAUUUGUUGCACACACAAAAAAAAGAAAAGAAAUCGGCUGGAUAUAACACAAGGGGAAGACUUGAGACUGAAGCUAACUAAAUUGGAACCUAACAUAAAAUCUCUUUGCAGAAAUCAUCAAGCACAAACUUCUCACUAAAUAUUAAUAAUAAAUAAUUUCUAAUAAUUGAAGUAUAUAGAAAAAUCUUUCAUUAAAAUUAUUUCGUAUUAGAAUUUCAAUUCUCCAUUGUAUGUUUUGAAAAUUCACUUACCAUGUUUCUUCAACAAUUUCCUAGAGAUUUCUUCCUAAACCUAUCAUUUAAGUUUCUUCAGUGAUCAACCCUAUGUUGGAAUAUUUAAAAUUAUAUAUAUGAUACAUGUCGGGGAGGUGGGGUGUAAAGAAUAUUAGAAAGGCUUAGGUGGGGCAUGGCACAAAACAGGUUGGGAAACACUGAAUUAUAUCAUUGUAGACAACAGAGCAAUUAAUACUAUUUUAUGGCAUAAUGAGAUUCAUAAAAAUCAUGUCAUCUAUGUUCCUUAAUCAUUUUGAAUCAUGUCCUUAAUGGUUUCUCCCUGGUCAUGUAGUGGGACUCUAAUUAUAUCUAUCUCAUCAUGGAAUACUGCAAUGGUGGGGAUCUAUCUCGUUUCAUCCGAAGCAAAAGAGCUCUACCUGAACAUAUCGUGAAAAGAUUCUUGCAACAAAUUGGUAUUUAAACUAUUUUUUUACAUUUUUCAUUAUGGUUUAUGCAAAAGAAAUAACUAGAAGUUUAUUGUUAAAAGAAAUAACUAGAAGCAUAUUGUUUGACAUGUACGUAUAAAGUUAUUCUAAGUUUUGCAUUAUUUUAUUAUCAAUUUAUUCAGCUGUUAAGAUAAUAUUUAAAUUUACUAAAAUAGCUUUACUUAAUUAUACUUAAUCAUACUUAAUGAAUGUUUUUAUUUUUAAAAAAAUUAUUUGAAGUAACACUAAGACUAUGUAUAAUUUAGUUUAGACCUCAAACAAGUAAUGCAUGGCUUACAAAACAGAAAUUUUUAAUUCUAAUUCUGCAAGUAAUUAUUACAAUAUUGGAAUAAUAUAAUACAUAUGUCAACAUAUAUUCUACCAGCUUCUGCUAUGAAAUUCUUAUGGGACAAGAAUGUUGCUCAUAUGGAUUUGAAGCCACAAAAUAUUUUGUUAACUUCAACAGCAAGUCCCCAAAUAAAAUUAGCAGGUAAUUUUUUGUGUCAAAUUUAAAUCUGAUCUGCAUACGAAACAAAAAACAUGGACAAUUACAAAAUGAUGUUUUCACGAAUAAAAUAAUAUUUGAAUUAUUUUUCAACAAAUUGAUUUUUCAUUGUUUAUUUAAUUAAAAAGCUUUUUUGUACCGAAACUCUGUUCCUGAAGCAUUUUGAAAUAAUCUUAAGUAACAAAGUUAUAAUGAUUUACUUAUAUAUUCCCAAUCAGAAAUUGAUGUAUUGUCUAUCAAUGGGAAAUGUCUUGUUUUAAAAAAAAUAUUAAUGAUAACUUUAAUUGUUUUUACAGACUUUGGUUUUGCAAAGCAUUUAUUUGAUGGGGAUCGCCUACAUGUCAUGCGGGGGUCUCCAUUGUACAUGGCACCUGAAAUAAUCUGUCGAGGCACUUAUGACAACAGAGUAGACCUCUGGUCAAUUGGUGUUAUUUUGUUUGGUAUGUACAGAGCAGACCUCUGGUCAAUUGGUCUUAUUUUGUUUGGUAGGCAUUUCUUAAAGUUAUCUAAUAAAUUAGAAGAUUAAAUUAAAUCUUAAACUAAAGUCUAGAGUGUUGCAAUAUAAAAAGUCUUAUUCUGCCAGCAAGGGAAAUCUCUUGAUCAUGACUUCUUUACGUUUAGAAUGUCUUUUUGGGAAGGCGCCUUUUGCAUCCAAAAGCUUCAAAGAACUUGGUGAAAAAAUAUGGGAUCAAAAGCCUAUCGAGGUAAUCAUUUAUUUUACCAAGGCCAUAGAGUCUGAAAUUUCGUAGGAUUAAAAUAAUAAAAAGUAUCACUUGUCAAUGGAUAUAAACAACAGAAUGUGUUGCCAUUUAAUCAGUAUUCGUAUGUUUUUAUGUGAUGUAAAUGUUAUGGUAGAAUAUUUUCAGAUUAAUAAAGUCAGCCUUCUAUUGAAUAUUCUCAUAUAAAAAAUCUACUUUUUUAAUAUUGUAGAUUCCUCCUGGGGUCAAUGUCUCAGACAAUGCUAGGGAUCUUAUCCUACGAUUAUUACAACGCCAACCAGCCAGGCGCAUCACAUUUCCAGAGUUUUUUGCUCAUCCAUUUGUUGACAUGGAGCACAUUCCCUCUAAAGAUGCCUUGCCAAAAGCCGUAUGCCUACAUUUAUUUUUGCUGAAUUCUUUAAACAAAAGCCUACUUAUUGGAAUAUUAUUUAUUUUAAACGAACAGGUCUUUGAAUUAGUUCGCCCAAAAUUAUUUGUGUAAAAAAAAUACAAUUUUAUUUCAUUAUGAUUUAUUUUAUUUUCAGACUGAGAUCAUAGCAAAAGCUGUAAAAAAAGAUGAAGAAGGAGAUCACAAGGAGGCCGUGAAGUUCUACUGUGAAGCUUUAGAUUUCUUUAUGCCAGCCAUACAUUGUAAGUCUCCUUGUUACCAUCAUAGCUUUGAACUUCUAUGAAAAACAGUGCGUCUGUUGCAAUACCAAUGGGAUGUUUUAAACUGUGUGCCAUGCACCAUAGAUCCUAUCCACUGUGUCGUUUUGUAGAAAUAUCACUAGUUUGAGGAUAACUUAGCUGCAGGCCUGCGGGUCUUCAAGUUUGUAGGAGGUACUCUCACGUACUUAAUGUUUCUCAAGCAGUUAGGACUUAGCACAGUGGUGGGGCAGAGCUUGGCAGUUAGCCUCUAGCACAGUGGUGGGGCAGAGCUUGGCAUUUAGCCUCUAGCAUAGUGUUGGGGCAGAGCUUGGCAGUUAGCACCUGGCACAGUGGUGGGGCAGAGCUUGGCUAUUACUUCUUGUACUUCUGUGUCACACUAAUGGAAAUUUAUUACAUCUUACACUUCUGUGUCACACUAAUGCCCAUUUAUUACAUCUUACACUUCUGUGUCACACUAUUGCCCAUUUAUUACAUCUUACACUUCUGUGUCACACUAAUGACCAUUUAUUACAUCUUACACUUCUGUGUCACACUAGUGCCCAUUUAUUACAUCUUACACUUCUGUGUCACACUAUUGCCCAUUUAUUACAUCUUGCACUUCUGUGUCACACUAAUGACCAUUUAUUACAUCUUACACUUCUGUGUCACACUAAUGCCCAUUUAUUACUUCUUAAUUUAAAGAAUUAUUUUAACAUCAUUUCUAACUUUUGUUACUUCCAAUUUUCAGAUGAGCAGAGCAUAGAGAAGAAAAAAAUGUUACGUGCCAAGGUAAAUUUGAUUAACUGCAUGAGUGCUGGACGUAAACUAAAUUAUUUUUACAAAAAUGGAGGAGAAUGCUAUGGUGUGAAACCAAAAUAUGUCUGAUCCUUUUCAAAUCUUGCGUAUUUUAAAGUGGACAAAUUUUUUAUGGCAGUAUUGUUUGAAAUAGUAACCAAUGAGCCAUUAGUAUUGUGUGGAUUGAUGCAUUUUGUACAAAGAACAAAAAUGAUUUCAUUUACGGAAAUGACAUCCAAGAAAAGUCACUUUUCCACUCACUCAAAAAAAACAUAAUUAAAAAUAUGAAGCAAUUUUUUCACCCUCAUGAUAGAAUUUUAUGUUUUAUAAUGUAGCAAUGCAACUACUGAGCUGUUCUGUCUCUCCUUUCAGGUCAAGCAAUAUAUGGACAGAGCUGAAACUUUGAAACAGUUGAUGAGGUCAGAGAUACACUCACAUUCGCAACAUAAAGCAGUCAAAUUAGAAAGUCCGCCUGCAACUCCAUCAAAUGUCAAGAUGGUCACAAACAUAAAAAUUGACACACCCCCCUCUCCAGCUUCAGAAGUUCAAACAGCUAAAAUAGUUCAACCUAAUAUAUCCACUUCUAAAGUAAAUAUUUCACCUAAUCACAAUGAUGAUUUACCCAUCAAGAGAACCUAUUCAAGAACCAUGUCAGAUGAUGUGUUGGAAGAAAUCAGUAAGUUGAAUUUGAGUGGCAUAACUUUAGGUAUAAUAAUUCUUGUCUCUAAAUCAGCAUUAAUCUACAAGGAGCUGGUAAAAGUGUCAAGAUUGCACCAUUAAUCCAGAACAGGGUGGGGGGGGGUGGGGGGGCGACAGAAAAACAUGUCACCUGAGUUAUUUGCAAUAAUUUUACAAUAACCAUCGAUGCUAAACAUGGAAGUUUUAUCAUGAUAUCCCUUCAUGCCUUCCUCCUGACUUUUGCUUUAAAAAAAAGAAAUUUUUAAAUGUCCAAGUUCAUUUUAUUGCAUAGGUCGGGAAUAAUUUUUUCCACAACAAACCUUGGACAUUUUUUAAGGUAGAAAUUUGUUGUGUUAAGGAGAUUAAUGUGUGUUACAUUUUUUUAAUUUAGCUUUAGUAAUGGCAUUUUAAAUGAUAUUUCUGAUCAUUGUGUUUUAUGUUUGACACUAUUAGACACUAUAUCUGCUUCAUGAAAAAUUUUCACACAACUGAAUUAGCAAGUGUUUGAAAGUCAUGCUAAAGAUGUUUUACAGUUCACAAUAUUGCAACAAUUGACUUAUGUAAAACUGUAAUUAUACCUUUCAGUUAACUAAUGUAAACUAUAAUUAUACCAACUAAUGUAAACUAUAAUUAUACCAACUAAUGUAAACUAUAAUUAUACCAACUAAUGUAAACUAUAAUUAGACCAACUAAUGUGAACUAUAAUUAGACCAACUGAUGUAAACUAUACUUAGACCUUUCCUAUUUUGUGUCAGUGUCAAUGUGCACAGACUCACAGGAGCUGAUGGCUAUUCUCAAACUCAUUGAUGCUGCUUUGGCAGAGGUAUUUUUAAGAAUAACCCUUUUGCAAAUAUAGCUUUUUUAAACUUUCAUUUCUUUCAACUUUGAUUCGGUAAUUUUUCUGAAGCCAAUUGUUUGAGAUGUCACUAUAAUUUUAUUUUAAGUUCUGCUGCAAUGAGGCUUAAUAAUCUGCAUUCUGGCCAAUGGCAUAUGUGUUUUGUAAACAUGAAUAAAUUAUUAAUUGAAAAGUUAUGAAACAUUUUGAACAAAUUUUAAAGGAGAUUAUAAAAAAUAUAAUAGUGUUGUUAAUAAAUGAUUGAAUCAACUCUGUAUCUACUCUGCCUGCAUCAACUUUUUCUACAUUAACUCUGCCUACUUCCCCCAGGAACAAAAGGAAGACUAUGAGCAAUGUUUACAUCACUUUGAAUUGGCUUUGGGAGCUUUAUUAAAAAUAUUACCAGGUGAUUUCUAACGAACCAUAAUUACGGUCUUUGUAAGCUAAUCUUUAUGGUUAAGAGGGAAGCAACCUGAAUCUAAAAAGCUUUACAAAAUUUAAUUGAAGUUUAUAACGUUAUUUAGAUUUUUUUUAUUUAAGAGACUAAAUAAAAAAAAUAAAGUGAUCGUAGAUAGCAUUUUGUUAUCUAUGGUUAUUUGAGAAAUAAAAAUAGUACAGGAUACAAGUAUUGGUAUACUAAUAGGAAUUUCAUAAAUAUUUAUUUCUCAACAAAUUAACCAUUUGUGCCUUCCAAACAACAGCUGAACCAAAGGGUAAAAGGAAAGAAAUGUUAAAAUCACAGGUAAUGGAUUUAUUUAAUUUUAGUUAUAAGUUGACUUAGUAAUUCAACAAGUUACUUAGAAACAUUAUUUUUUGUCCCCUUCCCUCCCCUUAUUAACCAUUUCUGUACCCUGACCUAAUCACUUCCUUUGUCACUGAAUGCAACAGUAAAAAAAAAACCAGUCCUUCCUACUUGACAUUUUGUACUCCUGAGGUUUACAAAGAACCUGAUUACAGCUCUUUAAAAUUUGUUUAAUGUUUUGGCAUUCUGCUCAUGAAAACAAACAAACCCGAUGAAUGAUAAACUUGAAAAUGUUUGCAAAUCUUUUUUUGAAAUUUAUCCAGAUCUGAUGUCAAAUAUUUUGUAUUGGUCAGAGAAAGUUAAAUUAUGCCUCAAAAUCUGGUGUUAUUAGAAUUUUAAAGGCAAUCAGUGCUGACCCAUGACAUAGGUACUUCGGUAAAGCAAGGGAGACUACUUAAAAAAUAAUUGGGGAAAUGAGAAUCGGGGCAGAAGAAUCCAAUUGUUUAAUUUUUAGACAUUUGUGCUUCUUCAUUGAUGAAAGGACUAUUUAGUCUAAGGAUUGUGGUAUUCAUUCAUAGGUUUUUCAGUACCGGUAGUGGACAUUUUGAUCUACAUUUCCAUCAUAAUUUGUUGCCCUUUCAUUAGACCCCAAUCUUAGAAAUUCAUAGUUAUAUAUGAUAUAUGUAUAUUAUAUAUAAGGCAUCUUUCACUAAAAUAUUUAGUAUGCAGUUCAACUACUAUGUCUGUCAUAUUAAUUCUUCAUCUGUAAUAUAUAUGGAUGUAUACAUGUGCGAAUUCUCAUUAAGCUAGGACAUGUGGGCCGUGCGUUGCCUUAUAUAAACUAAAUAGUCAUUGCGCAUGACGCGAUCAGCGGAAUGAGGUCACAAAAUGUGGAGGCUUCGUCCAUAGUAAAAAAUACGGAACGAACUCGCACUUUAAAAAUUCAUAGCUUAAAAAGUACUAAAGCUAAAAAGUUGAUUCUGGUUUAAUUUUUUUAUUUGAAAUUUGCUCUAAGUAACGGUAAUAUUUUAAGAAAAUGAUUUUGAAUAUUUUAAUUUUUUUUUUCUAAAGUACUUACCCAUAGCCCAUGGGUUUUGAGACUUUUUGUAGACUUUAAAAGUAAUCAUUCACUGCACAUUGCUGACACGUGGGCCUAUAUUGGCAGCACAUUGCUGACUCGUGGGCCUACAUUGGCAGCACAUUGCUGACACAUGGGCCUACAUUCGCAACACAUUGCUGACACAUGGACCUACUGUCCUUUUAUUUUCUCAGCUGACAAAAUGGAUGGAUACAGCUGAAAAAAUUAAAUCCUAUCUGGACAUAAGGAACCUUAGUACAAAAGAUACAACGGCUGAGGAAGAGUUGAAUGAAACCACAUACCUGAGUAAGUUAAAUGG